Telopea speciosissima is the source of this 1277-nucleotide messenger RNA. RefSeq names its product plant UBX domain-containing protein 10-like. The record is from RefSeq and is a predicted model, not a curated record. Lineage: Eukaryota; Viridiplantae; Streptophyta; Magnoliopsida; Proteales; Proteaceae. Bases 1 to 1221 code for a protein of 406 amino acids. Gene Ontology annotation, molecular function: ubiquitin binding. Gene Ontology annotation, cellular component: endoplasmic reticulum. The transcript is spliced from 4 exons.
AUGUCUUUCUUGAUGCCGAGAGAACACGCGAGAGCUGCAAGAGGAGCUGCUAAUACUUGCAAUGAUCUUGCGCGAAGGAUGGUAAACCUUCCACGGAGCAUUAUGGGAGGGUUCUCUAGAGCCAUUGAACAUGGUAUAAGUAUAAUGGGAGGUGCUGUGGCACCAUUAUCACCCCAACCAAGUAGUAGGAGAGAUCAUCAGGAUCAGGAAGAGAACUUUCAGUGGCAACAUGAGGCAGUAAGAGAGCCAUCAGUUAUUCCUGAGGAAUGGGGUUUCUUAGCCAGCUUUGAGGAGCAGUAUGGUUUGUCACAUCCCUUCUUCUAUGCUUGCCGUUUUGCUGAGGCUCUAAAAAUAGCACAAGAUGAGCGCAAGUUGAUGUUCAUGUAUCUCCACUCUCCAACUCACCCUUUUACGCCUUCCUUUUGUGGAGGUACUCUUGGGUCAGAGCUGGUGGUACAAUUUCUUGAUGCAAAUUUUGUUUCGUGGGGUGCACUUGCAAGCAGGGGAGAGGGUUUACAGAUGGCUACAGUGUUGCGAGUGGCCGGCUUCCCAUUCUGUGCCAUUGUAGCCCCUGCCUCUGCUGAUAAUAUACUUGUCCUGCAACAGAUUGAAGGACCCGUCUCCCCUGAUGAGUUAGUGGAGAUUCUACAGAGGGUGAUGGAGGAACAAGGGUCAGCCUUCGGUGGCCCAGGCGCAAAGCAGCUAGCAGAGAAGAGACAGGCUGAUCAUAGGCUGCGGGAAGAACAAGAUGCAGCAUAUCUUGCAUCACUUCGGAGAGAUCAGGAAAAGGAUAGAAGCAGCAGAGAGGUGCUUGCACAAGAAAAAGAGUCAAACCAAAAGCCUACAGAAGCAAAGGGUAAGGCCAAAAAUGACGGGUUCCAAGGCAGUUCCACUACCAAGCAACAAAUAGGUAAAGUGGAGAAGGGCAAAGAAACGCAACCAAAGGAAAUCCUCAUUAGUGGAAAGGAUCCACCGCAAUCACUAGUUACCAAGAUACUAAUAAGAUUUCCAAACGGGGAAAGAAGAGAGCAGAGCUUCUUGUGCACAGACAAGAUCCAGUCUAUAUACACGUACAUAGAUUCACAAGCUUUGCCUGGCAUAGGAAGUUAUAGAUUGAUAUCAAGCUUCCCAAGAAAAGUUUAUGGUUUCCAACAGAUGGGGAUGACUUUAAAAGAAGCUGGUUUUCAUCCUAGGGCUACCCUGUUUUUGGAGCUUCUUUGAACUCACUUCUCACACCCAACAGAAAGGAGAAAUCUCUGGUAGGAAUUUGGAACGGU